UCUCAUAGCUUCGCGCAUUGGUUUUAAGCGCGAUUGGACGCGUUUAAUCGACCAAUCCAUGCUCAACACUCCUGAUACCAAUAAUCUAUGAUCGAAUCGCGCGUACCACACUAUUCAUAAGACGAUCAUGGUGCUCUUCAAGCGAAAACCCGUCCAAUACCUCCCGCGGCCGGUCAUUGAGGAUGACAGCUCCGAAGUCUGGGUAAUUCCAGAAACCAACGAGGUCUUUACCGACUACGAACCGUAUCUCCAGCGCAUGGACUUUUACAAACAACGCCGGUUUAUUUGUGAGAUCACUGGUCAUUCGGGGUUGACAUUUUUUGAAGCGCUCAGAAGCGAAAUGGAUGAGUCGCGCGAGGUCAAUAGUGCUUUCCCGGAAGCGCUGAAGGAACCCAUUUUACGCCGGAUACAGUUUUCGACAGUGUCUAGGGUGGAUAAUCUGGUGGAUGAGAUUUAUGAGGAAUUCAAACAGGACUUUUAUCCCGGUGAACCCGUCUUAAUCCUGCUUACGGACAACACGCGACUCCAUGGUAUUAUUAGAGACAAGGCCAACUUUGCGGAACAGCUGAACCCCGACGGAACCGUGAAAACUCCCGCUUAUGCCCGGUAUCUGGUCAAGGUCUCCGACAGUGGUAAUGAAGAGGCCCUGCUAGACCAAGAGCACAUUACACGUGAUCGGAAGACGUUUACCAAGCAGAUGCUACGCGCUUUUAUCAAGAACAACGUUACGAGGGAGUCUUGGAGCGGUGCCCCCUGGUUGGUCAAACAAUCCAUUGCGGAUGACUACAGAAUCCCAACGGAGGUGCCGAAGCAUCUGCAAUAUGGCGCCAAGGUUGCCGAAAAGAAGGCCAUGAAAAAAGCAGACCAGGACGGAUUCUUCGGCUUCUUCGCAUCGCAGCAACUACCAGAACUGAAACCCGCAGUCAAAGGACCAAAAGCCAAACCCUCCCCACAGGAGCUGGCUCGAUCGAGAGAGGCACAAUUCCUCGAAUAUCAGCGUUCGCUGAAUGGAAACCCAACCUUUGUCGUCAACAAUGGCGGUGGCAAUGGUGUUACUUCUACCGUCGGCACGCCAAUCAUUAACACCAAUGCUCCAACCACACCUACUCCUGCUGCUUCUACGCCAACUCGGCCUCCAAAGUCCCAAGAAUCUGACAAAAAGGCCCAAAAUUCCGUCCCUGUUAUCAAAAAUGAAACCCCUAAGCAACCUUCUCCGCCGCCGAUCAAAUAUCCAAUCGAAGAUCUGGACAUUGCACCUGUCCGCGAAAACAAGAAACAGCGUCCAGCACUCGAUUUCCUGGCCGCUAAUGAGACCGAUGAUGCGGAUGACGAAGACAUUUUACACGAUGGUAUCCGGUCAGAUUCAGUGGGCUUAUUACUAGAGACCUGGAACACUCUCAACGUGUAUUGCGAAGUGUUUCAGUUGGACUCGUUUACAUUCGAUGAUUUUCUCCAGGCCAUGCGGUUUUCUUCAGAGGAUGUGGAUUGCCAACUAUUCGUGGAGAUGCAUUGCGCUGUUCUAAAGAAACUGGUCAACUCCGAGAACGACCAGAAUGGGGCAGUCCAGAUCUCCCUGCCGGAUCUGCCUGUAGAGGAGUCUGACGAGUCCGACGAGGAGGAAAACGAAGAGGAAGAGAGUCCUGAGCCGGAGCCGGUCGUGACGCGCAUGACUACACGAAGCAGCUUGGCCAAGGUAGAGGCGGAUAAUCUGAAGGAGCAAGUAGACAGCAGCCGUUCCAGCUCCGAAGAAGCCCAGAUUCACCGUGCAGCCGAAAUGUUGAAGGACUAUGGUUGGAUUGAUCGCCUACGCAAGCGGGAUUUCCGUAACGGUGGAUGGGAGAUGGUGAUGAUUGGCCUUUUGCACCAGUUGUCAUCCCGUCCUCGGGUGGAAAAAGUUUGCAACGAUAUCCUCAAGCACCUGGCCCCGCUUGAUGCAGAGCCAACGCAGGAAACCGCGCAACGCCAAUAUGCAACCCUUGAUAUUAAUCUUCGCGUGCGGGCUCUUGAGACCAUCUGCAUGCUCAGUCUGGAGACCAAAGCUAUCCGAAACUAUCUUGAGGAGUGCAGUAACCAGAUGACAGAGUUCCGUAAGGAGAAGAUUGAAUAUCAACGGGCCCGGAAAACUGCACUGGAAGAGCUCCGUCGGUUGCAUCAGGAGCGAAAGACCCUCCAACCAGAGCCGGAGAAGUCACCGUCGCCUGGGGACUCAGAGGCUAUGGACACUGACGACGAAGAUGCUGCCAAGAAAGGGCCAUCUCUUCGUGGAGGCACCGACAGAGCCAAUGAACGAAAACGCAGGCAGGAAGUGGAGCGCGAGAGGAAGGAACAACUGGCCAAACAGCCUAAGGGAUCCAAGCAAUACCAAAAGGUGCUCAAGAAGAUUGACGAGCUAAAGGUCACAAUCGAAAAGCUUGAAAAGAAGAUUGAAGUGGUCGACAAUGACCUAAGAGAAGCCGAUUGCCCGCGCACCCGAUGUCUCGGAAAGGAUCGAUUCUGUAACCGGUAUUGGUGGUUCGAACGGAAUGCAAUGCCUUAUGGUGGUAUGCCCGACAGUUCUACGGCCGAAGCUCAAUACGCCAACGGUCGACUCUGGGUUCAAGGCCCUGAUGAGAUGGAGCGGGCUGGAUUCAUCGACGUGCCUGAGGACAUCAAGAGACAGUACCAGAAGGAGUUCCAGAUGACGCCCGCCGAGCGCAAGACGGCCGAAGAAGGGGACACCAGCGUCUCGAAUGCCUGCGAAUGGGGUUACUACGACGAUCCAGAAUCCGUUGACAAACUGAUCGACUGGCUGGACUUGCGCGGUAAUCGGGAGCUGAAGCUACGGAAGGAGCUCGUCACACAACGCCAUAUCAUCAUCAAGUACAUGCAGCACCGCCACGAGUAUCUGGGGCAAACUGCUGAACGUGCGGAAUCGGAGGAUACGGCCAUCAAACGGGUAUCGACACGGAAAAGGACUUACGUUGGCGACCGCAAGCACCGCUGCUUAGCCUGGCAGAACACGACUGCUCUGUCGGAAAAUGGACACCUCCAUGCCGAUGUUGCUCGGCCGACCAAGCGAGCCAAACGAGCCACGGAUGACCCCAAGGAGCUCAAGGCGACCAGUCGACAAGGCAAACCACUGACGCGACAAGGCACACGGUACAACUUUUGAACAUCUUGAUUCCCUUUUACUUUUGGGUUGUGCUAUUUUCUUCUUGAAUGCAUAAGGCGUUGGGUUUGACCCUUUUUGAGACAGGGCUAACAGCAAAGUUGUGCGUAAUCGUUUUGGGGCGACCACAAAAGUGCUUUCACCCUUUUCUGCGCAUGAGAGACGAGACCAUGAUACUAAUUCUCUUCUAUUCUUGUCUUGUUUUUGUUUGGAGAUUUUAUUUUGUCUA
This is a messenger RNA of Aspergillus glaucus CBS 516.65, 3377 nucleotides long. RefSeq names its product DDT domain protein. The record is from RefSeq and is a predicted model, not a curated record. Lineage: Eukaryota; Fungi; Ascomycota; Eurotiomycetes; Eurotiales; Aspergillaceae. The coding region runs from base 128 to 3151 and encodes 1007 amino acids. The transcript has 9 exons.